AUGGCGACAGAGGCGAAUGGGUUGAGUGAUGGCCAAGGGAAAGAAAGAAAUAACGACUCGACCAGCGAGACCGCAAAAGAUGGCAAGAAGAAACGCAAGGGGGGCGCAAAGGUGAAGUCUGGAUGUCUGACAUGCAAAACUCGUCGAGUAAAGUGUGACGAGAGAAAACCGGUGUGCAAAAGAUGUGCGAGGCUCGGCGUACAGUGCGACGGAUAUACAAAGACUGCUGUCAAAACAGAGAUACAUACCGGGCCUAGGCCGUUGGUUCCCAAAGGCAUCGUUCAGACCAGCUCCCUGCGCAUUCAGCCCUAUACUGGUCCGGACUUCUCUGGUCAGGAUGAGGCCCGAUACUUUCGGUUCUACUGUGAAAAUGUGGCGGCGCAGCUCUCAGGCCCUCUCGAAACAACUCUAUGGGAGCGAACAAUCCCACAGGCCGUGGAAACCGAACCUAUCAUCAAACAUGCCGUCGUUGCGGUGGCAGCGCUCAACAAGUCACGCAUGGAUGCUGCGAAAGGAAUGGGGAAAUCCAACCCCCAUCACCAAUUUGCCUUGCUUCAAUAUGGCAAAGCAUUAAAGAAAAUCAGGAACACUUUGACUGUCGGUGUUUCAGAUCCCAGGAGAUCUUUGAUGGCCUGUCUGCUUGUGUUAUGCUUGGAGUCUUUGCAGGGGUAUCAGAGUUCAGCAUCAAUUCAAGCCGCGGUCGGUGUAGCUCUCUUGCAACGAUGGUGUCUUGAAAACAAAGGAAAGUUAGCCCACCUCAAGAAGAUUGAAGAAGAUAUUUGCCAUGGGCUCUCAAGCCUCGACCUACAAGCUCUUCUCUUCCUGGAUACUCGCGCCGGCCCUAUACAUUGCGAACUGUUGAAAGGGGCUGCAGACGUUCAACUACUAAUAUUAGCUUCGCCACUCUCAUUUAUAAUGAGUUUGAGAGAUUGCCAUUUGUACUGGCAGCUCUUCAUGAGGCAUUGCUACCACUUCAUCGCCGCUGCCCGUUCAGAGAUUACUCAACAAAACUCGACCGCGCCUCCAGAGUCAACAAGUCAGACUCAUCCUCUAAGUUUCGACCCUGGUAACAAUGUUUGGAGUGCGUUUGUCGAUGCUUCGCAGGAGACUCCGGUCAGUCUACAAAGAGAACGAGAUGCAUGCUUAGAAAAUGUUUAUCGGUGGGAGCGGGCUUCAAAGGGACAUAUUGAAGAGGCUCUUAGUUCAAGAAAAGACACUGACGAGUACAUUGUUGCAUCCAUGCUGAGAAUACAGGUGGCAAUGACACAAGUAGCGCUAGGAACAGCUUUCUCCCAGAAUGAAAUGUUCCAUUUCAAUAUCGGUAUUUUACCGGGGUUAUGUCAAGUGGGGCUGUGGUGUCGACAAAAAGCAAUCUGUGAACGAGCAAUAAGUCUGCUCUUAAAAUCUCCUGAGAUGCAGGAAGGAGUGUGGAACAGCGAGAGUCUCAGCCGAUUUGUGAAUUUUCUCAGGACGGUGGAAGAGGAUGGCGACGACGCAGAUGGAGUUGUGCCUGCUUCCAAACGGGUUUCGUAG
Molecule: messenger RNA, 1533 nt
Organism: Hyaloscypha bicolor E
Lineage: Eukaryota; Fungi; Ascomycota; Leotiomycetes; Helotiales; Hyaloscyphaceae
Exons: 6
Coding region: 1-1533 (510 amino acids)
Biological process (GO): regulation of DNA-templated transcription
Molecular function (GO): DNA-binding transcription factor activity, RNA polymerase II-specific; zinc ion binding
Source: RefSeq, a predicted model, not a curated record